Molecule: messenger RNA, 3140 nt
Organism: Alternaria rosae
Lineage: Eukaryota; Fungi; Ascomycota; Dothideomycetes; Pleosporales; Pleosporaceae
Exons: 5
Coding region: 1-2988 (995 amino acids)
Biological process (GO): DNA-templated transcription; regulation of DNA-templated transcription
Molecular function (GO): DNA-binding transcription factor activity, RNA polymerase II-specific; zinc ion binding; DNA binding
Source: RefSeq, a predicted model, not a curated record
AUGGCUGAAAGUACAAGUGCGCACAUACAUAUCGCGCAAGAUCAGGCCUCGACUUUGGCCGAGACCACUCGGAAGAAGCAACAGGCUCAACAGCCGCGCCAACUGCUCUCAUGUACAAAAUGCAGAGAGCGAAAGGUCAAGUGUGAUCGCACAAAGCCAUGCUCGGCAUGUUGUGCCCGUGGCUCUCCACGCGACUGCCACUUCAUCGCAGAAGAUGGCAAUUACGCCCCAAUCCAACAAAGUUAUGAGCUUCGUAAACUGCGCGCCGAAAAUUUACGUCUUAAAGAAAGGCUGCGAGCCUACAAGAUUUCGGCAGAUGACGAUGACCUGGGUCAUGUGGAUUCUUUGGACUCACCUCUCAAUGAAGGUACUGUACAGUCGAGACGGCGAGCUGUGAAGCAGAUACGUUUCCAGACUUCUGAGUGGCAGGAUAGCAUUUAUUUUGGCUCGCCUGGAUUAGCUACUGUCCUCAGUGAUUUCUCCUCAGUGGAUGCUAGCGUUCUGCCAUUGUCGUAUACACUACCUCGAGCCUCGGAUAUGUUUCGCAGUCUGCCAACGUAUCCCUUCCCGACUCUCUUCGUUGCUGCACCCGAUGAAUGUAUCCCACAGCUAAUUAGCUGCCUACCCGUGAAGGAUGAGCUUAUGGAGUACUAUGGAAUUUUCCAGCGGCUUAUCUGCCAAGUGCCGGUGGAGACAACGAAAAAGGAGAUCGAGGCUUUCCUUUUCGACGCACGAAAGAACUCCCAACUCUAUCCGGCUACUUUGGCAUUGCUUUUUGGAUUCAUCGCGCUUGGCGCACAACACUCAAUCUGGGACAAAAGCGGAGGACGAUGGAACGCCAACGCCAUCGAAAUCGAGACUCAGAAGGGCAAUAUUUACAUUGCAGCAGCGAUGCAAGCUUUACGCCUGGCUUCUUUUACACACAAGCCAUCUCUCUCCGCAAUUCAGACGCUCCUUAUGAUUGGGAGUUAUCUAACCAACAACGGAAGAAUGUUGGAUUCGUUCGCGUUGUUUGGUACUACGAUUCGCCUUGCCCACUCGAUUGGUCUUCAUCGUCACGCGAAGUACCUAAAUCCUGCUCCUACGAAUGAGAAAGACUGCGUAAUACGACAGAAAGUUUGGUGGCAUAUGCUGCACAUGGAUGAACACAUGUCUAUGACCCUUGGAAGACCUCUAGGAAUAAGCGGCAUUGGAGACAAUCCCUGGCCGGCUGAGUUGACGACCGACCCGGUUUUAUUACGAUUCGGCGAGUUCGUUAACCACUUUACGAUACUGGCCAGACAAAUAGUGAGUAGCGACUGCUUGACGAAUGCCAGGAUCGACGAGUUCACCGAUAUACUCCGAAGAUUACUAGAUACAAUACCUGAAACGCUCCAGUUUCGUGACAAUUGGAUGCGUCCCGAGACUCCUCUGCCGGACUUAAGUGCCAUAGCUACUGUAUACUUUUCCAAUGCUCACACCUACAUCCUUCUUCUGAACCAACAGAAAAUUCAGAAGCAUGCCACUUCAGCCACUACCUCAACGGGCAGAGAUAAUGUAUUACCAUUUCAACGUGCCAACCGCCCCUCCCCCUUGGAUUUUUCACACGAGACAUACUCAACACAGGCUUUAUAUCGUGGACGAACGCUGGUACUUUCUUCUUCGGAAGCUCUUAUUUCUGCUUUCAUGUUCUUCCAUUACAGAGACCCAGCUGCGCUGGUCGAUUGGACAAUCGCACAAAAGGCCUUUGAUGGUUGUAUGAUCCUUCUCUUGGAUGCAUUAGAAUGCCGAACAGUCACCACCGGCGCAUUCAAAGCGGAACAAGCGUUCGUUGUCUUCAAGGACCUGUACGAGAAUAGUGUCCACGAGCUUGCAGGGUUAGCCGUAGAGAAGCUCAGCUUUUGCUUGCAGGAGUUGCACAGGCUGGUAACGCGACCGUCUGAUGUCCAACCACGGGAACAUAGGCAUACAGUUGUGCAAGGGGCGCGGCACGUUGAAGCAACACGAGCUCCGGCUGCGACUGACGCAGUGACGGGUCACACUGGAAUGUUUCCACUCGAAGAUCUAAGCCAGCAAACUGUCGCGAACGAAGUCCUUGCCUCGAUGGCUUGGAACAAUCCCAAUAUCACCACCCAGACCGAGGAGCAUCGUCAUGCGGAAAUACAUCGCGGAGGUACAUACAAGAAACAAGCCACAGCCACCGAGAACUAUGUCGACAAUACUCGAUUCACAGACGUCAUGCAGGGUUUGCGCAGAUCGAACACGUUGCGAUCAGCGUCCACACGAUACGCGACUCCGUCUGAGGACGAUCAUAUGCAGCCACAUGGUUACACUGCUCCAACUUCGCCCGCAGACUUUUCAAUGCUGCAUAAUCAUCAGCUGAAGAACACAAUGGAUCAUCGUGGGUGGCAAACUUCCCGAGGAGAUGAAAGCACCAGCCCGCUUCACUUAGGUACCCAAUUUCAGGUAGUCGCAACAUCAGAAGACCCGCAGCACGACAUGGUUUGGCAUCAUGAAUGGAGUCAUGAUGUGUCCGGCGGGAUCCAGCAGCGCAGGCCCCAAGUUUCCGCAUGGCCACAAAGGCAUAAUUCAUGUCCCGCAGUGCCUCCAGUCAGCGCUCAUCCGCCGAUUCUUAGACCAGUUUUCUCCUCACCAGGUGACAUCGACCGGCCCAUCAUGGUGCGAAGGUCACGAAACACGCCCAUCACCUCAGCCGAGCAUACAUCAUUCAACACAUCACAGAGCUUCUCCCGGGUUGCAGAGACGAAUCCAAGCACCCCCUUCACUCCUCAGCGCGCAGCACCGUUACAGAUGUCAAGCAUUGCUGAGAUCACACCAGGCUUUUCAUCGACCGUUCUAGGAGGGUUCCAUGGAGAGGAAGGGCAGAUUACAUCACAAGUCGUGAUAUACCCGUCAAUUACCGCUGCGUCGUCAUCACUUACGCCUAUGGCAGAGAACAUGAAUAUGAAUGAUUGGAGUAGAUACUUGGGUAACGAACGCCUGGACUAGGGAACCAUCUGAUUGGCACAACACUGUCUUGAUCAGAUUGCGAGGGGACCACUUGUUGAUGAUACGUAUAUUUGGUAUCGGAAAUGGAACAAUUCAGACCAACAUCAUGGCAAGCCAAAGUGAAAAACAUUCCUUUGCGUUAGUCGCAUACA